GGGUAUAGGAAGUGCUGGGCAUACAAGUAGGGUCCUCUCUUUGUACAAGCUCUGCUGUAGUUGCUUUCCAGUGUUUUAGUUUGAGUCAGUCGGUCACAAGUCAUCCAAUCCAAAGUCAUAUCACACAAGCUGGCAAAGGCAAGCCUGGGUGCCUACGUGAGUCGGCAGGAUGGCGUCCAAGUCUGCAAGCAAGGAGCAGGGUGCUGCUCCCAGGCAGAAGAUGGCAUUUGUCACCGCAUUCAACUUGGUCAAGAAGCAGGCCCCAGGCACGAAAGGCAGCAGUAGAACUCAUGAAGAGAUUGAAGAUGUGCCUCAAGAACUGAAGAAACUGGAUCUGCACUUGCCUCCACCAAAGGAACUAAAAACAAUAGCUGAUUUUCCGUGCAUGACAGGCACAGCUUCCUGCCAGUUCCCAAUCCCAGCUUUCAUCAAAACCGACUUCAGCGUCAAUACCAAGCACGGCGGCGGCACGGCCCUGGUGCUCAUCACAAGUCUCUACGACCUCAACUAUCACACAUUCACCUCAGAGCUCUGUCUAAUCCGCUGCGGCUUCGAUGGCAACCAUUGCGGUUACACCCCCCUCGCUAAGGGAGGUAACCACACCGUCUACCGGUACAUCCGCAUGCACACUGAUGCCGAGGGCAACCUGUCACCCUGUGUACGCUUUGGUUUCUCCAGGGCUACCAUCAUCUCAAAUGUAGCUGAGAUGGGUCACGGCGGGAGUGCUCAAGUCUUUACUGGACCCAAGGCGGAGGUCGGUGCCAGUACAGCUGUCUUCAAAUCCGGCAUCUCUGUCACCCGUCAUGAGAAGUAUGGUAAAGCCUUGUUGGUUCUGUGUAGUGCUUCUGGAAAGGAAGGCACCCAUCCCUGCAAUGCUUACUUUGUUGCUUUCGGGUACAAGCCAAGCGAAAUGGUCGUUCGGGCAAUCGCCGGUGAGGGUUGUGAUGAUGUCUGGAAGUUUGGUUCCAGUGGGGAACCGGAAAUCGAGCCAGGUUCCUCGGAUGAGGCAGAGGAGUAUGAGUUUACUGAUGAAGAUGAGGAGAUAAAGACAAAGCCUGGAUCAGAUGCAGAGCUUGAGAUUACUGGCCCAUCAGAGAGUCACUAUAGCAUCUGGCGCUCGGAUGUCAACGCCGAUGUUGGUAAUCAGGCGAAAGUUGUCCAUACUCAGGCUUUCCGUGGAUCAACCCCUACAAUUCUUGUCGAGGAUUUUUCCAAGUAUGUUGGCCAUGCACUACUCGUCAUGUGCUCUUGUAGUCUAGGUGAUAACGACAUGACGUCUUCUGCUCUGUACAUGGUCACCAUCCAGAGUUGGGGGAUUAAGAGUUCAUUUGCCUCAGGAAGUUCGGGGUUGUCUAACGGAGGUGACGAUUGGGUGAUCUCAGAUGACAACAAGAAGCUUGUUAUCGUUGGUCCGGAUGCUCCCUGCCGCUACAGUUUCAUGUCGACCAUUCCGGAAGAUUCCCCAAGCCCGCAGAAGAGAUGCUUUCAAGAUUCCUGUUUAGCUACCGGCCGGGAGAACAAGUACCGGGGAGCGGUGUACGUCAAUGGCACAAGCAUCACCGGAUGGGUUUCCAGAAUGUCAGCGGUCAAGAUUAUGCUGAACGGCCAGACUAUUGAACUGGUGAAAGCCAGCCAGCUGUUGGAACAGCCUGACGGCCGACUGGGAUUCCAGAGGGAGUUGAGCGAGGAUGAGAACAGCCUCGGCUUGAAGCUGCUGCAAGUGUUUGGAGUGACCACAGAUAUUAAUAAUGAACCAGUCAGCGUGGAGCUGGAGGGGUCACCCCAUCGCAUCGUCAACCAACCACCAGGGCUCCUGUUUGCUGUCAACCUGGGAGGACCCAUGUAUGAGGCUCUCAACAAAGUGGUUUUCUACGGAACGGAGAUAACGUUCAAGGCAGCAGAGCAAGAUGGCAUGCAGUGUCUGAGAAAGUUUGCCUGCCUAAUCAGCCCCGACGACAAUCUGUACAACAUGAUGACCAACACCAACGAUGGGUUUCUCUAUGGCACAUGCAACGAAAGCCAUCCUGAAUUUGCAGACAAGAUGACGUACAAGAUUCCGGUGACAAAAUCAGGAAAGUUGACGCUUCAACUUCACAGUGUGAGCAACUACAUGAAAGAGCACUGCAUCGAGAUCAACAAAAAAUCUGAUAUAUCUGAUGAGGUGACUCGGCGGUUGGACCAGAUUCCUGAGGUCGUCCCAGGCUACACAGCUAAGGUGGUGUCCAUCCCGUUUGAAAGCUCCGGGAAUAAAGUCAAGCUCAACUUUGAUAAUUAUAAGAGCAAAUGUUUGUUAUCAGCCAUCGUGGUUCAUGAUGACACAUACAAGGAGCCAAUACAAAGCCGUGACGAGAAGAAACAGGAAAGAGAAGUCAAACAGAAGUUGGCAGACACGCUAGUGGCCUUGGAUCGUUCCUUCAGCAUGAAGCAGAUGAAGAUAGCUGGCUGGUCAUCCAACCUUCUCUCCAACCCUUCAGGAGAGAGAGGUGACAUGAGCCAUUGGAACUUCUCUGGGGACUGGAAGCUUUCUGAAGGCGGCAAUCAAACAGAGACAAUGUUUGUGGCCUCUUACAUGCGAUGCGUCAAGUAUCAAGAAGUAGAGCUGGUCCAACACUUCUCAGAGAAACAUCUGGACUCCAGCCCAGAAAUUCAGGUGUCGGAGUCUUUUCGUGAAGGUUGCGAUCAAGGUGGUUUCUACUGGCUGACUGCCACCCUGCUCGGUCAAGACGGCACAGUGAUUGAGCAACAGACCACCGGUCAGCAGGACACCAUCAACACCAGGUCAGGGGGAUGGAUACCGGUCUGCUUCACCUUCAAGAACUACGGCCCCGGAGUCCGCAGUGUCGGCAUCGAGACUGUCGCCAAAGAUAUGAAGAUGUGGGCGGGUCACUUUGGGCCCUACGUUUCCGCGGCCUGCAUCCGCGUCAAGAGCGAAGUGACUGCAGCCGCCGGAGACAACUACGACGAUAUCCCGUUACACACUGGAGCUAGCUUCACUAAGGACCUGGAUGCCAUGGUGCGUGGCCUGUAUGCGAGGCAUAAAGACGAACUAGCUGAGAUGCAGAACACUUUGGAAGAGACAGAAGUCCAGCGUGGUGCUGAGCAGGACGAAGCUAAGACCCCCACCCAGGCCACACCGCGACCCAAACCCAGUCAUCAGCGCAUCAAGCGUAAGAAGCGAGAGAUCCGUGUCUUUGUCUCCAGCACCUUCAGGGAUUUCACAGAGGAGAGGGAGGUGCUGAUCAAGAAAGCGUUCCGUGAGUUGAACAGGAUUUGUCUGGACCGGGGGGUGUUCUUUACCUACGUGGAUCUACGCUGGGGUAUCACAGCGGGGCAGACCAACGACGGGAAAACAAUCUCCAUUUGCCUGAGAGAGAUUGAGAAGUGCCGGCCGUACUUCAUCUGUCUGAUGGGCGAUCGCUUCGGCUGGAGCCAGAGACAGACGCGCCCAGACAAACUACUCAACAAGAGCUAUGACUAUGCCAUCGAGAACUUCAAACCCUUGGAGUGGAUUGAUCAGUAUCGCUUUGAAUCUAGCGUCACCAAACUUGAGAUCAUGCAUGCUGCUCUGAAAGAUAAAGCACUGAACCAAGGCCGCACCUUCUUCUAUCUGCGAGAGCCUCGUAUUAAGAGGGAAGAUCUUGAACCAGACGAAGACGAGGAUGAGCUACAGGCCGGAGUGGACGGAGCAAAGUCUGCUGCUGAACAAAAAGAUGCCAGCAAGAAGAAGAAGACAAAGUCGAUGGGAGAGACACAGUGGCAUUUUGAUCGUCAGUAUCAACUCAGGAAGUCGGUGGAGACAUCUGGAAUGCCUCUACGUCGAUACUCCACGGCUGACGAAGGAUGCACACUCAUCCAGGAUGACCUAAUGUGGUGCAUAGACCAAGACUUCCCCCCAGGCACGGAGCUGACCGCCUUACAGCGUGAGCACGAGGCUCACCAGGCCUUCGCCGAGCCGCGUCGUCGCAUCUACAUUGGCGGCUUGGAGUACAUCAAACAAAUCAACGAGUUUGUUCUCAAGGUCGGCCGACAAACUGACCAGGAGGAGUCUGCCAACGUGCCUCUGAUCAUUCUUGGGGAGUCAGGAUCGGGCAAGUCGGCCCUCGUUGCUAACUGGUCCCACCAGUAUCAAGAGGCUAACCCUGAUGCGUUUCUCUUCAUGCAUUUCAUUGGGAGUUCGUCGGAGAGCGCUUCUCAUCUGAAUCUUCUACGCCGGUUGUACGAAGAGAUCAAGCAGUUCUUUGGUUUUGAGAUGACCGUCCCUUCAUCUCAUCGUAAUCUUGUCUUGGAACUGUCGACCUGGCUUCAGAUGGCUGCCAAGCAAGCUAAAGUAGUGCUGGUACUGGAUGCCUUGAACCAACUAGACACUGGCACUGGAGCAGGUGAUGAGCAAGAUUUGAAGUGGAUACCUAAGGAGUUGCCAAGCAACGUGUGUAUGAUUUUAUCAACUCUACCAGGGAGGGCCAUGGAUGCCGUCACUGCGGCCGGUUGGCCCUCAAUGAGAGUCAAUCCCCUCAACGUCAAUGAGAAAUCAGACAUUGUGACUGGCUACAUGAAUCUGUAUGGCAAGACAUUGAAUGAGGAGCAACGAUCCAUGAUCAUUGAUGCUAAGCAGACGGAUAAUCCUCUCUACCUGAAAGCUCUGCUUGAUGAGGUGCGUAUGUAUGGGAACUUCUUCCAGCUGACCACGGCCAUCAAGGAAUACUUGGCAGCCAGCAAUCCGGGCGAGCUCUUUGUGAAAAUCCUGGACCGAAUGGAGAAGGACUUUGAACAAAGCAUUGUCGAGAGCCCUGGCCUGGUACGAAAUGCGACUACUGCCCUCUGGUGUUCACAUCGUGGUUUGAGUGAACAGGAACUGCUACAAUUUCUCAAGUAUACAAAUAUUCCUCUCAUAUCCUCAUUUUUAUGCAAGGUACCGGGCAAAGUUUGGUCCCCCUUCUAUCUAUCCCUGGAGGAGAAUCUCGUCAACCGCAACGGCAUCCUCAACUUCUUCCACGAUCAUCUCCGUCAGGCCGUGGAACGCAAGUACCUGUCCACCCCUGAGCUGAAACAAGAAGCGUUCCUCACACUGGCCAACUGGUUCAACACUCAGGAUAUCGAUGAGAGAUAUGUUGAAGAGGUGCCCUACUGCCUGUCACAGGCCAAGGAGUUCAAACGUCUUAGAGCUACCAUCCUUAACGUGGCUGUCUUUGAGCGUCUCAUGAGCACGGAGGAAGGCAAGUUUGAGCUCAUCAAGUCCUGGCAACUGCUUGGAGGUUAUGAGGAGGUAGAGGAGUUGUACCUGGGCAUCCUGGCUCGGUCAGAGGAAUGGGAGAAAUCAAGAGAAAGAGACAGUCUGAUCCGCGCAAUGGCUGGUUUCUUCAUGCAGCUGGGGUUACUCAAAGGAGCAAGACAUCUGAAUGAGAGACUGUUGUCAGAGUUAGAGACCCGAUACAUUGGUAGCCAUGCUACCAUUGUUUAUCAUCACGCCAAGUACGAGUACAAGACCAAGUGCAUUCAUCCUGAUGUUCUGGAGGUGUUGAUCUCACUAGGAACCGUCUCCAUCAAGCUAGGAGACCUGGAUGCAGCACGUAAACAUUUCCACGAGGCUCUGCAGAGACGGAAUAAGAUCAAGACGCCUGAACAGAAGCUCCAGCUGGUGAAAGGGCUGCUGGGCAUGGGGUCUGUGCUGAGUUUGAAGUUGAAAGCAGAUGAAGCCAUUCGCUUCCUGAGACGAGCCGAGGAGGUGGCUACCGAUGUGUUGGGACCUAAGCAUCAUUACGUCGCUGCCAUCAAUGGACAGAUCGGCCAGCUGUACUACAGCCAGAGCAAGCUAGACAACGCCAUGUUACUUCAUCUCUGGGACCUCAAGCUGACCCAGAGUGACGUGGGGCUGAACCACCCCCGCGUGGCUGCCAUCCUGAAUAACUGUGGCUUAGUCCUGGAUGAUAUGAAUGAUAAGAUGUCUGGCGAAGUCUUCCAGGCCGUACUGGGGAUCCUGGUAGGAGCGUAUGGGAAGGAUCAUGUGGAUGUAGCUACAAUCAGGUUUAACCUCGGAUUGUAUUUCAUGGCCUCCAACAUGUACCAACGCGCCAAGUACCAGUUUGACGAGGCCCUGCGUAUAUCUGAGUUGUUCCUGGAGCGGGACCACCCAAACAUACAAGCCACAAAGACGGCCUUGGAGAAACUGGCUGAAUUCAUGCAAUAAUGACCGAUGUAAUUACUAUAGCUGAAGUUAUGCAAUUGACAAUUAUUGUCAUUCAAGUCAGUGAUAAAUCAAAUAACAAGUCACUUCAAAAGUAAUAAUGACAAAGGAAUGCUUUUGUCAAAGUUUAUUUGAGAAUAGCUUGUAAUUUGACUUCUGGCUGGAUGACCAUGAGCGUCGCUAGACCUUUUUAAAUGGAAAGGGAGCCUUGCCUUGCUAAAGACAGAUCUAAUUUACAGAAAUAGAUAAAUAAAUAUUUUAUUAAUUUUUUUCUUGUUUUUACUAUAUCAUACUACAUUUAAGUAUACAUAGUGAAUCAUGUUGUAUUGUUUUGUUUUUUCCACACAGGCCACUUUUAUGCAGCCUGUAUCUUUAAUUCCUCACUUAAUCAUUCGUCACGUAAUGUUUUGAUUUAAAUAAUUAAUGGAUUUUUUUUUUUAACAAAAUAGUGAUUUUUUUUUUUUUUUUUGAAAUUAAUUGUUAUUGUAAAUCUGAGAGUCAGCUUGCAUGCAAUAAAAAUAGUAAAAGUGAUAACUGGUUUGGUUUUACUGCAUUUGACGUUAGUACUUUUGGACUUGAAAUUGUAAAAAAAAAAAAAAGGCCGACAUGAAAAAUGCAAAUGAUCAGAUUGGAUUUCAAGCAAGCAUAUCUUGAGUAAGUUGGAAAGAAAGGGGUUCUUCAUUUUGUUUUAUUUUGGUUUUUGUGGAAUUUAGAACAUCAGCUGUCGCUGUUAUAUAAACGUGGAUGUAUACAAGGCAUCAUUUGUAUCGCCAAUGCAUUUUGUAGUACGCAUUAAAGAGGUUUUUUUAUUUUAAAAAAGGAGGGUUUUGUUGAGGCUGGGUUGCAAGAAAAUUAAUAUUUUAUUUUACAAUUAUAUUUUGAAGUUACACCUCAAAGUGCAAGAGCAAAAUCCGUGCAAAACAACAGUAAAGACAUUUUAUAGAGAGUUUAUUUUAUAUUAAUCAAAUCUGUAUCUCUAAAACUGACACAAUACAUAUAUUGUAAUAGUUUUUAUAUUACUUUUCAUCUACUUAACUUAAUUGUUUGAUUGCAAAGCAGUAGAAAAAUUAAAUAAACAGAAUCUGAAUAAUAAA
Messenger RNA from Patiria miniata (bat star), 7275 nucleotides. RefSeq lists its product as uncharacterized. NCBI's taxonomy places the organism in Eukaryota, Metazoa, Echinodermata, Asteroidea, Valvatida, Asterinidae. The transcript is spliced from 34 exons. The record is from RefSeq and is a predicted model, not a curated record. Gene Ontology annotation, molecular function: protein binding. Bases 170 to 6184 code for a protein of 2004 amino acids. Gene Ontology annotation, cellular component: Cul4-RING E3 ubiquitin ligase complex.